AUGUUCAAACACUGGGGACCGUUGCGUGGGGCAACCCCGCGGCGUGUCCUCCUCCCGCGCGGGCACCGUCCGCUGCGGGCUAACGAAUCCCGGCGCGGCAUGCGCCAAGGAAAACUGAUAGGAGCGUCUGCCCUCGUCGCACCGUCCGCGAAUCCCGUGAACCAUCGAGUCUUUGAACGCAAGUUGCGCCUGAAGCCUCACGGCCGAGGGCAGGCCUGCCUGGGCGUCACGCAUCACGUCGCCCCCCAACCUCCUCUAUACGGAGCGAUCGGUUGGGGCAGACAUUGGCCUCCCAUGUGCAUCAAGCUCGCGGCCGGCUUAAAUGAAUUCACGAGGCGCCCGCCGUCACGACAAGCGUUGGUUGAGCACUCAACUCUCUUCCUGUCGUGUUGGACGGAGCGUCGCGUACCCAUAGACCCAAAUGGUGUGACCCUUCGUACGCGACCCCAGGUCAGGCAGGACCACCCGCUGAGUUUAAGCAUAUCAAUAAGCGGAGGAAAAGAAACUUACGAGGAUUCCCCUAGUGACAGCGAGCGAACCGGGAAUAGCCCAACUUGA
Striga hermonthica is the source of this 558-nucleotide messenger RNA. The record is from the annotation of a GenBank genome assembly. NCBI's taxonomy places the organism in Eukaryota, Viridiplantae, Streptophyta, Magnoliopsida, Lamiales, Orobanchaceae.